Brachypodium distachyon (stiff brome) is the source of this 1404-nucleotide messenger RNA. RefSeq names its product coiled-coil domain-containing protein 97. The coding region runs from base 69 to 1031 and encodes 320 amino acids. The record is from RefSeq and is a predicted model, not a curated record. The transcript is spliced from 2 exons. Lineage: Eukaryota; Viridiplantae; Streptophyta; Magnoliopsida; Poales; Poaceae.
CAACAAACAACCCCCCCGAACCGCCUAGGCCAAACCCCCUCCGGCGCCGACCGACCGACUGCCCCACCAUGGAGCCCGCGGCGAUGGACCGCAUCGCCGCCCGGCUCGCCGCCGUCGACGGGCUCUACUUCCCCACCGCCUUCCUCUCCUCCUCCCCCUCCCCGCCGCGCCGCAAGGAGGCGCUCCUCUCCCUCCUCUCCCGCGACGCGCCGCUCUUCCUCGAGCGCUACGGCGCCGCGCUCUCCGCCGACGAGCUCGCCUCCUUCGACGCGCUCCAGGGCGGCCAUGGCGCCGAAGACGACGGCUACGAGGUCGCCUGGCACCUCCGCCGCCUCCGCUCCGGGGGGGCCACGCUGUCCCCCGCGCGGGUGCGCAACCGGCGCCGGGCGUACCUCGACCGGCUGGUGCGCGAGGGGGAGUACUUCUCCGAGGAGGCCAUGCGGGAGCGGGAGCCCUACCUGCACCACGAGUACCUGGGCAGGUUCCAGGACCCCGUCGGCCGGGCCAUGGCGCGGCCCGGGGAGAGGUGGUCCGAGACGCUGAUGCGGAGGGCCGAGGAGGCCGUCAUCGUGGAGAAGAUUCGUGGGGAGCAGAUUAGGAGAGGGGUUGACCCCAGCGAGUGGGUGGGUGGUGCUUCUGUUGCGCAGGCUAUGCAGGAGCAGGAAGAAGAGGAGGAAGAAGAAGAAGAGGAGGAGGAGGAGGAGGAAGAAGAGGAGGAUGUCGGCGCGGAGGAGAAUAGACGAGAGACCAUGAAUCCUAGUUCGACUGAGCUAGUUGUGCAUGAAGAUACUGACCAAAGCCCCAACGGUACUGGAGGUCCCCUUGCAGGGACUUUCAAGCAAACACUAUCUCCUGAGGAGAUGCAAGAUCAGCUGGAGCAGUUAACACAUGUGAUGCAGCAGAAGUUCCUCUCAGGUGAAGACUCAGAGCAUAUGGACUAUCCUCGGAUCGACAAUGACGAGAUGCUGGACGACCACUGGUCCAAAGAAGCCAACUACGAUGCCGAGGAUAAGUAUUUUGAAGAUGAUUAGAACAGUUCAAAAAAGUCUGCUAUCCCUUAUGAAAUACAGGAACACCUUUGCCCGUUCAAUGUUCUCGAAAAGAAGAGCUUCAUACCAGUUAAGUUAAGUAGCGGGGUCAGGUCACCUGCGCUGGUCAUGGUUAGACCUCCUGGCAGACCUCAGCAGCAUGUAAAUAUAUGCAUCGUGUAUGACAUGAGGAGCUCUAGAGUAAUAAGUCAGUAGUAGGCUAAUCGUCGAUGUUAAACCCGUCGCAUGGCAUCUGUGUACUGAAAUUGCAGUGUGCGUCGAGGCGUUUUUCUCUGAAUUUACUAUCAUGCAUUGCAUAUUUGCAUGGGGGUGGGUGAUUGAGAGGAUAUUCCGCGUCAAGAUUCAGUGAUUCUCA